CUCCCUGUUGGGGAACAUCUUUAACUUCAUAUGCAUGAGACAUAUGAAUAGGCCGUCCCUCCUAAAGUAUUGCCAUAAAAACAAAAACACACUUAACAUUCAUAUAUAUAUGGGCAUCCCAAUCACAAUUGCACCACCAAUGUUGUGAUUGGGAAGCUACCAUCACUAUCACGCUAUAAUUGGCCAUAAUUUUGAAAUUAACACAAUGAUCCGUCUCAAUCUUAACCUCAUUCCUUCUCUUCUUACAAUUUUUGUUGUCGUUAUUUCAUGGAACUUGUUCUCUCCCUGCCAUGCGGACAAUUUCGGGUUCCCAGAAGGAUUCUCAGCUAAGGGAUCACAAAAUAGUGCAAAUAACUCAACAAUAUUAGCCGCACAAAGAACGCGGAGGAUUGACCCUAGUACUGAUUUCAAUUACUAUGAGGGUGGAUGGGAUAUUACCAAUACACAUUAUUAUAUGUCUGUUUCUUUUUCUGGUAUUUCUCCGGUUGUCAUUGGAGCCGUCUGGUGUUUCAUUGUGGCAUUAUGCUUCAUCAUCAUAGCUCUCGUACAUUGCUUAUGUUGCUGCUGCUGCCGCAAGAAAAAGCCUAGGACAGAUUACUCUCGAAAGACUUAUGCAAUAUCACUCAUCUUUCUCUCAGUCUUCUUGAUCAUGACAAUCAUUGGAGGGGGUUUCCUUUACACUGGACUGGGGAAAUUCCAAGCUACUGCACAUGAUGUAUCAGAUAUUCUGGUCACAAGAGCAACUACAGUGGUUGAUAUUAUUCAAAAUGUAAUAGACAAUCUUCAUGCGACUAAGGACAUACAAGUAGCUAGUUUCUAUCUUCCAGACGAUAUCAAGGGAGCCAUUGAAAAGGCUGAAAAAUUUUCCACUCAAACUGAUUAUAUUAAGAACCAAUCAGAGGAAACAGCAAGAAUCUCAAUGGAAUUCCUGGGCGCUAUAAGUGAAAGUCUUAUCAUUGUUGGUACUAUGAUGCUUAUCUUGGCUGCGGUUGGCUUCGUAAUCUCAAUUUUGGGGUGGAAAGUGAUCGUUUAUAUUUUACUUUUCUUUGGGUGGAUCCUCGUCACAUGCACUUUUAUAUUAAGCGGUAUAUCUUUAGUUGUUCACAAUGGGGUAACUGACACAUGUGUUGCAAUGGAGGAAUGGGUUCAGCACCCACGAGAUAAUACAGCUCUAAGCAAACUUCUUCCUUGCAUGGAUGAGAACACAGCCCAAAAAACCUUGGACAUAACCAGAAACACCUCAUUCCAAGUGGUCAAUUUGCUUAAUGCAUUUAUAAUUAAUAUAGCCAACGCCAAUAUGCCUCCUAUACAGGCUGAUAAGGACAUAUACUACAAUCAAUCUGGUCCAUCCAUGCCCCUCUUGUGCAAUCCGUUUCUUCCUGACUUGACCGAACGAGCAUGUGGUCCAAUGGAAGUAGACUUAAAGGGUGCAUCUAUUGCCUAUCAAAGUUUUUUAUGUAAUACAUCUCCAAAUGGUCGAUGCAUUACCAUGGGGAGAUUGACUCCUUCUCUCUACACAAAGGUUAUGGUGGCUACCAACAUGAGUGACACACUACGUCGACAUGGUCCACUGUUGGCUCGUUUAGUAGAUUGUUCCUUUGUUGUAGACACCUUUGAUCAAAUCAAUAAGGAUGAUUGUCAAAAUUUCAAGCGAUACAGCAAUCAAAUCUUCAUUGGCUUGGUGUUGGUCUCAGCUGCAGUUAUGUUUUCCGUGAUUUUGUGGAUAGUUUUUGUUAGAGAAAGACAAGUUCAAAUAUCUUCAAAGAAGUUUAAGAAAACACUAGUUGAAGCUCAAUAAGACCAAAAAAACUACAAUUUGAAAGAUAAUUAACUUCAUUGGAUAUGGAGUUUUCCCUAAUAUAUGCAACUUGCACUUUAGUGAGUAAAGUGCUAAAUUAAAGUCUUAAGUAUUGGUAAGAUUGAAUGGUAAAGUAUAAUAUUUUAUUUAAAUUAGAUGUAACUCCUCCAAAGGGGUAUUUAU
Glycine soja is the source of this 1981-nucleotide messenger RNA. RefSeq lists its product as uncharacterized. Lineage: Eukaryota; Viridiplantae; Streptophyta; Magnoliopsida; Fabales; Fabaceae. The coding region runs from base 206 to 1798 and encodes 530 amino acids. The transcript is spliced from 9 exons. Gene Ontology annotation, cellular component: plasma membrane; plasmodesma. The record is from RefSeq and is a predicted model, not a curated record.